Molecule: messenger RNA, 1705 nt
Organism: Drosophila sulfurigaster albostrigata
Lineage: Eukaryota; Metazoa; Arthropoda; Insecta; Diptera; Drosophilidae
Product: prolyl 4-hydroxylase subunit alpha-1-like
Exons: 7
Coding region: 20-1579 (519 amino acids)
Biological process (GO): peptidyl-proline hydroxylation to 4-hydroxy-L-proline
Cellular component (GO): endoplasmic reticulum
Molecular function (GO): iron ion binding; procollagen-proline 4-dioxygenase activity; protein binding
Source: RefSeq, a predicted model, not a curated record
AAGCAUAAGACAAAAAACGAUGUUGCACUACGGAUUACUGCGAUCUCUUGUAUAUAUUCUUAGCUUAUCUGUUGUGUUGGUGGCAUGUCAAAAUAAUAAUAAUAAUGAAAGUACAGACAAUCUUUCAUCGGUGUCUAAUAGGCUGCGGUUGAUGAAACAAAAUGGGAAAUUAUUGAUGAAUCUCUACGAAUAUAUUGAUGAAUUGCAAGAGAAAAUCGAGACAUUGCAAAGGCUGGCAAAGCACUUACAUCAGCCACAACUGGCAGCAAAGGGUCGAGAAGAGGAGUUCCUCUCCAAUCCGAUGAAUAUUUUGUCGCUUAUAAGACAAAUGCAUGAAGAUUGGAUUAAUGUGGAGAAGUUGAUGGAACAAUCAGUUGGUCAAAAACAAUUGAAUUUUAUAAGGAAAAGACCCAAGCUGAAAAAUGUUAAAGAAACUUUUAUUGUCAUGUAUCGCAUAGCUUCAAGUUAUGAGCUAAAUGCGACUGAUAUUGCCAAAGGAUUGCUUGACGGGAUGCAGACUGAUGCAAAACUUUCUCCACUCGAAUGUUAUGAAAUGGGAUUCCUCUAUUUUAAUGGAUCGCUUUAUCACACAGCAAUCGAAUGGCUGGAGACAGCCAAAGAGUUAAUGGAUAAAACUCAAACUGAUGUCUAUGCAUUGUUGGGUCUAACACGUAGUAAAAUUUCCCAUCUAAUAGCUAGAUGUUACACAGCUUUAAACAACUUAGAGCUAGCCCGCCUUGUGCUGCAGUCAGAGCCAGAUUUGAACGCUAAGGCUAAGCAGUUGUUAGAAUACUUCCAAGCAAACAAACCUCAAAAAGUUGAGAAUGAUCUCAUCGAUUUCUUUAGUGCCUACGCUUAUUUCUGUGGCUAUUCAUUUAAACCUAAGCCAACACGUCUUCAUUGUUCCUAUAAAACAUCAGGAACGCCUUUUCUUCGCCUGGCUCCCUUUCAAAUGGAACAGAUCUCGAUGGAUCCCGAUAUAUUCGUGUUCCACAAUGUGAUCUCUAGCGCGGAGAUUGCAAUUUUAGACCAGGAAAUGGAAGCAUUUCUGGUUCCUGCCAAAGUAGCUACUCCUGAAGGAGAGAAAGUUUCUAGUUAUCGCACAGUGAAGAGCGCUAGGUUGCCUCAUGUAAAUGUUUCAAGGGAAGUGAAUUUGCUGGCCGUGCGAUUGCAUAAACGAAUGUCAGAUUUGUCAGAUUUAAAUCUCGACAGUUAUAGUGACGUCAUGCAGGUGCUUAAGUAUGACUUUGGAGGACAUGCCAGCAUUCACAAUGAUUACUUCAACAAAUCCAGCAGCGAGGAACGCAUUGCCACAAUUUUGUUUUAUCUCAAUGAUGUGCCUAGUGGUGGUGGAACAUUGUUUUUUGACCUCGGCUUGACGGUGCAGCCAGAGCCUGGAAAAGCUGUUCUCUGGUACAAUUUGAAUUUGGAAACAUUUGACUACGAAGAGCGAAACAUACAUGCAUCUUGCCCUGUCAAGAUUGGCUCUAAAUUUGCCCUCACACAAUGGGUACUUGAGCAUCAACAGAUGUUCAACCGACCGUGUUUAAGGCCUCCAAAGUGGCGUCAAUACAAGUAGACUCAGAUGAAUGAUGAGGCGAGAUCAUCCUUUAAGUAUGAAUGAAAUGAAAACAAGUAAGAAAGCUACAGUCGAGUGUACUCGACUGUGAGAUACCCGCUACCCAUUUUGAAUAAAAGAAAUAUA